AUGAAUAACGAAUAUGGUUCAACAGGAAUAUUGGAUCAACUUAAAUCUGGUUCAUUUAUGACUAAACAAAAAUUUAAUGGUAAAAAAUUUCCUCGUCGAUUUUUUCUUCAUGAACGUGAAGGUUUUAUAACCUAUGAAAAAUCUCGUAAAAUGUUUGGUAAACCAAGAAUAUAUAAUGUAAAAGAUAUUGAUGAAAUUCGUUCAGGAAUUCAUUCGCCAGGAUUUGAGAAACUUGUUAAACGUGGUAUUAUCAAAAAUAAGGAUGAUGAACGAGUUUUUUCAAUAAUGUAUGAUAAUUAUCGAAAGCAAGAACAUUUAAUUGCAUCGGAUAUAGAUACAAGGCAAUUAUGGAUAGAAGGUUUACAACAAUUAAUAAAACGACAUGGUCAACAAACUCAAUAUCAUUUAAUUCAAGAAGAAAAAUGGAUUUUAGAUUUUUUUCAUCUAGCUGAUAAAAAUCGUUCAAAUACAUUAACAAAAAAAGAAUGUCGAGAUUUACUUACAAAUGCAUUUCAAGUUGAAUUACCUAAUCAUAUUUUUGAACAAAUGUUUAAACAAGCAGAUAAAUCAAAUGAAGGUGUUUUAAGUUCUGAUGAAUUUAUUACAUUUUUUCAUAUAUUAACACGUCGAAAAGAUCUUUAUGAAAUUAUGAAAAAACAUACAAAAGUUGCCUAUAUACAACCAAUGGAAAAAGUUUAUAUGGACAAAAAUGAUUUAUACACAUUUCUUCGACAAUGUCAAAAUAAAAAUAUGAAUUUACUUCAAUUAGAACAAGUACAAGAUAUAAUCAACGAAUAUGAAAAGAAUACUGAAUUACGUGAUAAAGGUCUUUUAAGUCUUGAUGAAGAUUUCGAUAUUAUUGGAUCAUAUCAUUCACGUCAGAUAUAUCAAGAUAUGACAAGACCGUUAUGUGAUUAUUAUAUUAAUACAUCUCAUAAUACUUAUUUAUUCUAUAGUCAAGUAUCUGGUCGUAGUAAUCCAGAAGCUUAUAAUCGAGUAUUACUUAUGGGUUGUCGAGCUGUUGAACUUGAUUGUUAUGAUGGUGAUAAUGGUCGACCAAUAGUUACUCAUGCUCAUACAUUUGUAAAACCAUGUUCAUUUGAAUCAAUUAUUCGCUCUAUAGAACCAAAUCUUUUCAAAGCAUCACCGUACCCAGUUAUAUUAAAUAUUGAAAAUCAUUGUUCAUUAGAACAACAAAAACAAAUGGCACGAAUUUUAAUAGAUAUUCUUGGCGAUCGACUAAUUACAAAACCAUUACCAAAUAAAGAUCCAUCAAUUUUACCAUCACCAGAAGAUUUAAAACAUAGAGUUCUUAUUCGUAGUAAAAAAAUAUCAACAGCACAUGACGAAGCAGAUGAUAAUGAUACAAUUCUAAAUCCAUUAAGCAAGGAUAUACAACCAGAACUAGCUGCACUUUUUAUCUAUUUACAAAAUGUACCUUUUCGUGAUAGUGUUUAUUCAAAAGUUCAUUAUUCACCAUUUCAUUCAUCAUCUUUGGCAGAAAAUACUUUCUAUAAACUUGCACAAUCCGAACCACUUAAUUUAGUUGAACAAACAACACGGCGUCUUCUACGUUUAUAUCCUGGUGGUAUAAGACAAGAUUCAAGUAAUCCAGAUCCUAUAGAACCUUGGAAUUUUGGUAUACAAAUGGUUGCUUUAAACUAUCAUACCGAAGAUGAUGCGAUAGCAUUAUGUCAUGGUAAAUUUCUUGAUAAUGGUGGUUGUGGUUAUGUACUUAAACCAAAUUAUUUAAUUAAUGCUAAACAUACAUAUUUUAAUCCAUUAAGUUAUGAUACAAAUCUUGAUUCUCCUCAAAUUUUAACAAUAAAAAUUAUUAGUGGACAAUUUUUACCUCGAUCAAAUGUAAAAACAUCAGAUAUACCUGAUCCAUAUGUUAGAAUAUCAACACAUGGUUUACAUUGCGACGACUACGCACGAAAAACAAAAGUUAUUGAUAAUAAUGGAUUUGAUCCAAAUUGGAAUGAAACAUUUCAAUUUCAUAUAAAAUAUCCUCAAAUGUGUCUUAUAAAUAUAUCUGUUAUGGAUUAUGAUGUAUUAACACAAAACGAUAGAAUUGCUUAUUUUUGUUCACCAUUAACAAUGAUACAAACAGGAUACCGUCAUAUUCAUCUACGAGCUAAUAACAACGAUCAAACUUAUUCCACUCUAUUUGUACAUAUUAAUAUUCAACAUGAAAAUGAUGAUAACGAUCAAACUAUUAUAAGUACACGAUUUUAA
Molecule: messenger RNA, 2238 nt
Organism: Adineta steineri
Lineage: Eukaryota; Metazoa; Rotifera; Eurotatoria; Adinetida; Adinetidae
Source: the annotation of a GenBank genome assembly